Molecule: messenger RNA, 767 nt
Organism: Symbiodinium sp. CCMP2456
Lineage: Eukaryota; Dinophyceae; Suessiales; Symbiodiniaceae
Source: the annotation of a GenBank genome assembly
GGCCUCCACCCAAGUGCAGCGAUGACUCCGCAACAGAACCUCGCCGGUCGUCGGUGUGGCUGGCCCCAUUUCGGCUUCUUUGGUCCUGGCUGGUCGGAGUGUGUCGUGCCCUCGGAAACCUCGGCACUGCGGCGACAGCUCCGGGUCGCGCGCCGCUGCAGGCGGAGGCAAGCGCUGCUCGGUCCUGCCCGGCCAAGCCAGCGACGAAGACAAACAUGUCCGAUGCCUUGGGCAGACAGCUGUUGACGCUGCUUUUCAGUCGGAAGGGUGGGCAAAUCGUCGUGGAGCAAGACGUGGAGCAGGCAUGCGAAGCCUACCUGCGCGGCCGCCCAUGGAACUCGGCACAUGCUGCGGAGCUCAUCGUCAUGCGCGGCCCGCCGGGAGUGGGCAAGUCCACGCGCGCGCGGGAGAUCUUGUCGGAAAGGCUGGGUUUAGACAUCGCUCCUUCCCUCGCGCAGCAGCUGCUGCAUAUUUGCUCUACGGACGACUUUUUCACGAAGUUCCAAGGGGCUGGGCAGGUCUACACCUACGACAAGUCCAAGCUUGGCCGCAAUCAUGCCAAGAAUCAGGAACGCGUGAAGAUCCUCACCAGACUGGGUGUAACGCCCAUUCUCGUCGACAACACGAACAUGUCCAGAAAGGAGAUGUCGCCCUACCUCCGCCUGGCUCAGGAAGCUGGGUACAGGACGCAGAUUGUGGAGCCCAGCGAGCUGCAGAAGGACUGGAAGGACCUGGCCAUGCUUCUCGAGAGGAACCGCAGACGCCAG